UCCAAGCUGCACGAAUAAAUAAAGCGAACCCUAACCCCUAACCCUAGAAAUCAGAAACAGAGUAUCCUCAAAUCUCAAUUUCUCAUGGCUUCAUCGAAAGUUCUAGACCUGGACUCCCUUGCCUACAUCAAUGAAAAGUUAUAUGUCCCAAGAAUUAAAAAGAUGGAUGACAUGAAUUUUGUUCCUCGGCAAUACUCCUCCAUCAAGAAGUUGAUACCUGUUGUUCUUGAUCUUAUUCAAGUCAAUUACAACACCUGGUGUUCUGUUUUCAACAAUGCUGCUCGAGAUCAUAAUCUUCUCCAUCAUAUCGAUCCAACCAUUCCUGCUCCAUCACUUGCUGAUAAAACUAUAGUCACUAGACGUAUUGGUGAUGAUGACACCAUUCCUUGGCGUCGACAAAAUGCAGUCCUUCUUACGUGGAUUUAUGCCACUAUUUCCCCCUAUUUACUUGCCCGAAUAAAAUUGCAUCGUAUUACUAGUGCUAUGGAUGCUUGGGCACAUCUCCGAGAUAUUUGUCAAGAAUAUAACACCAAUGUGAUUAAAAAGAAGAGAAGGCUGUUUCACAAGGUUAAUCUCGCUGAAGAUUAUGAUCAUGGUGUUGAUUUGAUAAGCGGUUUACCUGAUGAUGUACUGAUUCACGUGCUGAUCCUAAUGGGUGAUAUGAAAACAGCUGGGAGAACCAGCAUUCUGUCGAAGAGGUGGAAACAUGUUUGGACUCACCUCAUGGAUCUAGAUUUCAGGAACGAUCCUGAAACUAUUGCCUCUUUAAGAUUAACAUCUUAUCCCCAACCUGAAAUGGAGAAGUUUGUUGAAUGGGUUAACGGCGUGAUAAGUGCAAACCGAGCUCCAUAUCUUGAUAGCCUCAGAAUACAUAUGCCCCUCAGUACUUGUUAUGGCGCUCAUAUUCACAAUUGGGUCCAAUUUGCCUUUGCUAAAGAGGUUCACCAUUUGGAACUCAACUUUGGACCUCAUCAUUAUGGACAUCGUAAAAAUUAUCCCAGAAUCAAUUUUUCCGACAUCCUUUCCACCAAUCGUGCCUUAAUUCUCAGUACUGCACUCAAAUCUCUUCACUUGGAAACAGUGAUUAUAGAAGGACCUUUGAUCCAAUGGGUUUUAACUAAUUGUCUGAAUCUUCAACGUCUGUCGGUUCACGACUGUAGGGCUAGCACUGAUUAUUAUAAUGAUGAUGCCUCUUCAGAACACUCCCGGGAACUUGUUGUGUCAUCCCCUGAGCUGAAACACUUGGAGUUUUUCCGAAGCUUGUGGCCUCUUAACUUCCAAAUACUCCGUGUAUUUGCUCCAAAUCUUACUUCCUUUAUAAAUGGUGAGGCUAAUAUUGAUGUGGAAUAUCGUAGCAUUCCUUCACUUGUGGAUGCUACUUUUGUAGGGGCGUAUCUUCCUGAUUCAGAUACCCUAUCUGGCAUGGCUUCUCAGCUUGAAAAACUGUCAGUUAACUGGUACAAGCUCCGCUCUGCAUUUAGUGGAUUCCCGACUUUUCCUAAUCUUCAGCAAUUAGAGAUAGUUCUUUGGCAACAGGAUUAUGACCUUAUUCUAUCGACCUCCUUAAUAGAGGCAUGUCCCCUGUUGCACACAUUCAAGUUGAAGCUGAUGUAUCACGACCAGGCAAGACGAAUUUCGCCGUCCAAUCCUCAGCAAAUUGUAGCCCCGGACAAUGCUCAAGAAAAUGCAAUACGUUGCCACGAGCAACUUAAGACUGUAGAGUAUCGUGGAUAUGCUGGAUGUGCGAUUGCUGCAGAGCUUGCCAUUUGCCUCGCUCAACAUGCUCCCAAUCUUCAGAGGUUUGUUUUUUAUACUCGUCGGCCUGAGACCAUAGAAAACCCACGCGCAGUUUGGACCUCUGAAUAUGAGGAUCGAAUGAGAAUUGAGAGGAGUGUCCUAGAGGAUCUUGUGGAACGAAUUCAAGAAACCCAAAUUCGUGUUAAUGUAGUGAUCCUAUAAUUUAUCAUGGCGUUGGGGGUUGGUUAUUGUGGGAACUUUUGCUUAAUAUAACUUGUUUACUCUGCUUAGCACAACUUAAGUGUUUUUCAUAUAUUACGUGGUCCAGCUAGCAAUUUACUUAAGAUUUGAUUAUUUACGGGUUAAAAGUUAUUAUCGUCUUCUAUGGAAUAUUUGAUACAAACCUGUCUGCCUGAUGAAGAAAAAUAGUUUUGGAUUCUGUUUAAUAUACUUGUUCAACUUCAUUUCUUAUAUAUUUUCU
Messenger RNA from Daucus carota subsp. sativus, 2218 nucleotides. Its product is annotated as putative FBD-associated F-box protein At5g56560. The transcript has 3 exons. Lineage: Eukaryota; Viridiplantae; Streptophyta; Magnoliopsida; Apiales; Apiaceae. The coding region runs from base 85 to 1959 and encodes 624 amino acids. Gene Ontology annotation, molecular function: protein binding. The record is from RefSeq and is a predicted model, not a curated record.